Pieris brassicae (large cabbage white) is the source of this 2548-nucleotide messenger RNA. RefSeq names its product organic cation transporter protein-like. The transcript is spliced from 8 exons. Lineage: Eukaryota; Metazoa; Arthropoda; Insecta; Lepidoptera; Pieridae. Gene Ontology annotation, biological process: transmembrane transport. The record is from RefSeq and is a predicted model, not a curated record. The coding region runs from base 266 to 1903 and encodes 545 amino acids. Gene Ontology annotation, cellular component: membrane. Gene Ontology annotation, molecular function: transmembrane transporter activity.
CAGCGUGUAUGUGUAAUCGUGUUGGUGUCGGUUGUGUAGUGUAAAAUUAAAAAAAAAUUCUAAUAAGUGUAUUAAUGGAUUCUGUCAUCAAGCAUUUCUAAGACAACAUUAAUAAUAACCCUUAAUUACUUUAAGUAGUUAAGUAUACUUCAAGUAAUAAUAACGAGGGUAAUGAAACCCACCUGAGCAAACCAACAACCACACCAGUUAAAACAACAACCACAACAGCGCUCGCUGUUUCGAGGAAUUAAAUUUCUUUAAUAAAAUGAUUGACAAAAGUGAAACUUUGGAAUGUGAGAGAAAAAGUGAGAAGUUUAUAGAUUUGGACCAUGUCCUGGUUAACGAGUUGGGGCAGUUUGGGCGUUUUCAAUUCAAAUACAUCUGCCUCAUUGCACUGCCAAUCAUGAGCUCGGCUUUCUUCAGUGACUAUGUCUUCAUAGCAGCAACAGUACCGCACAGAUGUCGGAUUUUUGAAUGCGGCGAGAUAAAUAAGAGUGCCGCUUUCCGCCCAGAGUGGAUCACCAACGCAGUGCCGGUCACUUCUGGGGGUUCUAUGCUUUCCAGUUGCGAAAGAUAUGCACCUGCAGGCACUGGCUCUAAUGGCUCUUCGCUGCACUGUCCCAUAGAUCUGUUCAAUCAUUCAGAUACCCAGAAAUGCGAUGCAUUUGUGUACGAGAGAGACACUUCUGUCGUAUAUGACUUUGAUCUCGGAUGUGAGGAGUGGCUCAGAACUCUUGCAGGAACCAUAAGUAGCCUUGGAACGUUACUAGUUCUACCUUUCAUCGGUUACAUUUCUGACCAUUAUGGACGACGCAUGGCUCUGCUCGUCAGCAUCUUCAAUACGGCUGUCGUAGGAGUAUUGAAGGCUUUUUCCGUAAACUAUACAAUGUUUUUGACCGUGCAACUACUAGAAACAACGUUAGGCGGUGGAUUGUUUAGCGCUGCCUAUAUUUUUGCCGCAGAGUUAGUUGGCCCCAAGUUCCGAGUUUUCGCCUCCGCUACAUGUUCCUCAAUGUUCGCCACUGGUCAGGUAGUCCUCGGUGCCGCGGCCUGGCUUGUCCAGCCUUGGCGGACCUUGGUACUAUCUCUCUACAUCCCGGUCUUCCUUCUCUUAUCUUAUUACUGGGUAUUCUCGGAAAGUAUCAGGUGGCUUUUAUCAAAAAAAAGGUAUGCUGAAGCUAGAAUAGCGCUGGAAAAUGUUGCGACUGUUAACAGAACCGAAAUUAGCGAGAAAUCUAUGAAUGCAUUGAUGAAUCCUCCCGCCAAACCGGAAAAAGACGAGAAUCCCAGUCUGACGAAAUCAAUAUUACGAUCCCCUGUUCUGCUCAGACGUGUUUGUACGACUCCUGUGUGGUGGAUUACAACGACCUUUGUCUACUACGGCCUAUCAAUUAACUCAACAAGCCUGUCGAAAACCGUGUAUUUAAAUUAUAUCCUGACAGUUGCAAUAGAAAUACCAGGCUUUUACACGGCCGUGCUCACAUUGGAUAGAUUCGGGAGAAAGAUGACGCUUUGUAGCGGCUUCUUCUUUAGUGCAGCCUGUAACUUAGCGUUUGUUUUUAUACCGGCAGAGUUGUCUGCCUUCCGCAUGGUGGUGUACUUAGCGGGUAAAUUCGGUAUCUCACUGGUGUUCACAUCUUUGUACCUCUACACGUCAGAGCUCUACCCCACCGAGUUUAGACAUAGUCUUUUAGGGUUUUCUUCAAUGAUCGGUAGAAUUGGGUCUGUUUGUGCUCCGCUUACACCAUUACUUACUAACCUUUGGCUCGGUUUGCCAAACACAAUAUUCGCUAUUUUGGGAUUGAUAUCUGGUGUUCUAGUUCUAACGCAACCAGAGACACUUGGAACAAAACUACCAGAUACUCUCGAGGAAGCUGAAGAUAUCGGAAAGAUAAAGGCGUAAAAGAUUAAACUUUUAAAAGUGGAAGUACAAGGUUUUCAUACCAAAUUUAAGUUUACCUAUUUAAUGUAUUUAUUGUGCGUAAAAUAUAAGACAUUUUGUAUAUAUAUAUACGUACUAAUUAGAAGUUUUAAACACAAAUAUCUUUUGUACAUAUAUAUUUAGCAAAUUAAAGUUAAAAGGACAAUGGGUACAGAAGUUGCCUACCCAUUUUAUUUAAGAUAGAAAAUCAUUGUUUUAUUUUUUAAAUCAGAUAUAUCUGGUCUCAAGUAAACGGCUUAGAUGUGCAGGUGUACAACCACCUAGUGAAGGAGAUGUAGGAAAUGAAACAUAAUCGUAGCUAAUAGUUAUUGCGCGCGGGAAGAACGACCGACGCUUCCGAUUGUGGCUAGGCUAUACAAAGUGUGUGGUUUACAUAAACCCCUACAAUAUAAAUAUAAAAAACGUUUUACCUUUGUGCGUAUGUAAAUACUUGUCAAAUUUGUUUCAAUACUGUCUAAAUAAUGUAUGUAAUACUGAUACUAAUAUUGAUGACUAUAUCUAUCCCGUAGGUAGUAAUGCGUUACUAAAUAAAGUUACAUUAUCACUACAAAACAAAACAUCUGUCGAAAUUAAUCUGGAACUGUAUAGGAAGAAAACAUUUUGUAG